GUCUCCUAGAGAUGAACAUAGUUUGGUGUGAAAAGUGCAAAUCAAUCCCAGAUGAACAGCAAAGGACCUUGUGAAGAUGUUGGAGGAAACCGGUAGACAAGUAUCUAUAUCCACAGUAAAACGAGUCCUAUAUCGACAUAACCUGAAAGGCUGCUCAGCAAGGAAGAAGCCACUGGUCCAAAACCGCUAUAAAAAAGCCAGACUACAGUUUGCAUGUGCACAUGGGGACAAAAAUCUUACUUUUUGGAGAAUUGUCCUCUGGUCUAAUGAAACAAAAAUUGAACUGUUUGGCCAUAAUGACCAUUGUUAUGUUUGGAGGAAAAAGGGUGAGGCUUGCAAGCUGAAGAACACCAUCCCAACCAUGAAGCAGCAUCAUGUUGUGGGGGUGCUUUGCUGCAGGAGGGACUGGUGCACUUCACAAAAUAGAUGGCAUCAUGAGGAAGGAAAAUAAUGUGGAUAUAUUGUAGCAACAUCUCAAGACAUCAGCCAGGAAGUUAAAGCUCGCGAAUGGGUCUUCCAAAUGGAUAAUGACCCCAAGCAUACCUCCAAAGUUGUGGAAACAUGGCUUAAGGACAACAAAGUCAAGGUACUGGUGUGGCCAUCACAAAGCCCUGACCUCAAUCUGAUAGAAAAUUUGUGGGCAGAACUGAAAAAGCAUGUGCAAGCAAGGAGGCCUACAAACCUGACUCAGUUACACCAGUUCUGUGGAGGAAUGGGCCAAAAUUCCAGCAACUUCUUGUGAGAAGCUUGUGAGAGGCUACCCAAAAUGUUUGACCCAAGUUAAACAAAUUAAAGGCAAUGCUACCAAAUACUAACAAAGUGUAUGUAAACUUCUGACCCACUGGGAAUGUGAUGAAAGAAAUAAAAGCUGAAACAAAUAAUUUUCUCUACUAUUAUUCUGACAUUUCACUUUCUUAAAAUAAAGUAGUGAUGCUAACUGACCUAAGACAGGGAAGUUAUCUAUGAUUAAAUGUCAGGAAUUGUGAAAAACUGUGUUUAAAUGUAUUUGUCUAAGGUGUAUGUAAACAUCUGACUUCAACUGUACAUCACCCUGUAUAAGUAAUUUAAAUGGGCCUAAAUAAUACAAUAGGCUGCGUGACCCUGCAAUAGGUGUAAACCUAAAUAAAUAUGCCUAAUUACAUUAUUAAACAAAAUAUCUUAACAAAGGAGAUUGGAGUGAGAGUGCGCUAAUGAACGCUCCUCUCUCUAUCUUCCUCCGCUUGUUCCUUCCUCCAAUGGCACGUUCUGGUCUGGGAGCCUAUACAUAUGGCAGUCACAAAUUGUAAGUUGGAUAAGGGCAAUUGGCUACAAGUCCACAGGACUUAAACCUCUAACCAGGUGAUCUAUGAAUACGAACUGGCACUCUGUAUUGACAGCCUUUUGGAGUAGUUCAAUACAGCGCUGAUGUUCGUCAAAGCAGUCUUCUUCUGUGUGCAUCUGUUAAGUUUUAAGUCAUAGGAGAGAAGCAAAACCUAUUGGCUAAGUAUGAUUUACAUCGCGUGCAAUCACAUGAUAAACAUUUUCUUAGUCCACUUUCAUUACUCUCAAUCAGGUUGCACAUCAUUAUGUGAAACUCUGUCUCACCAAUGCCAUCGUUAUUUAUUUUAAUAAAUUCAGUAAUAUUUCAUAACGUUAAGCGCAUAAACAAGACUUCACGCAAUUUCGAUGUUUGACAGUAUUUUCGCACUAUUUUCGUGUAGAGAGGAGACAUCUGCCUGCAGUCAAUUGUGGAUGGAAUACGAAGACUCUUUAUCAUUAUUCAAUAAUAUUAGGCUACUAUUUAAUCCUACCAGAUUUUGGAUUAAGAAUGUCAUCGAAACAUAGGCCUAUAUAAAAUUGGGUUUGCUGUUUCACCAAUGCCAUCGUUAUUUCUUUUAAUAAUUUCAGUAAUAUUUCAUAACGUUAAGCGCAUAAACAAGAUUGCAUGCAAUUUCGAUGUUUGACGGUAUUUUCGCACUAUUUUCGUUUGCAGGGGAGACAUCUGCCUGCAGUCAAUUUUGGAUCGAAUACAAAGACUCUUUAUCAUUAUUCAUAUAAUUGAAUUUAAUCAUUAUUAUUACAGUUUUAAACGUUGCCUUGGAUUCCCUUAAUUAUUGGAAGAAAAAAAAAAAGAUGUACAGAGAUGUAUUAGCAUUAAAUACUAUAUAGAUACAUAAUAUUGGCUUAUAUUGUUCUAAAGCCAGAGGAGGUGGGCUCUCCUAUUGACUCUAAUUUCUCUCAAGGAUUUUUCUCUCCACCAACAAACAUCUUAUGAUUUUUUUUCCUUGCCACAAUCGAGUUGGCCUGCUCACUGCGGGCUUAAAUACAUUCAGGCAUAAUUUUCUAAAAAGUUGUUCACUGGGGGCAUUAAGACAUUAAGGCAUGACCUCAUGUAAAUCUGUUGAUACGGUGUGCAUUGUGGAAAGCACAAAGCACUAUAGGCCUACUAUACAAAUAACAAUGACUUGACAAAUUCCUGGACAUUUUGGCGAAAGCUUCGACCGUUGGACCUGACAGCUCCCAUAACGAUGCACUUAAUUUCUACAUGAUAACAAGCGAUAUAGCACUUUGGCUUGGGAAAAAGGCUUUCCUCCAUCAUAAAACAAGGUAGGCAUACAGCGUUAGUUUAUGUGAUCUUUAAAGCGUAAAUUGCAACGCUAUCAGGAAACCCAGCCCUAGUUUUUAAAGUGGCAGAUAGCUCCCUGAAUCGUUUCUUUUAAAAUACAAUAAUAUUAGGCUACUAUUUAAUACUACCAAAUAUUGGAUUAAGAAUGUCAUUAAAACAUAGGCCUAUAUAAAAUUGGGUUUGCUCGAUUUCACGGUCUUCUCAGAAUUUUGAAUUGGCAACCCAUAAUCGACAUUCAGAGGACAUCCUUGAUAUCCUUUGUAUUUGAUUUUUAUAUAAUUGUUGACGACCGUUUUUGAAAACCAGAUACUUGUGUCUUUCAAUUUACUGAAUCCAUUGGACAUUGGUGUGCGUGUUUUGUGUGCAGGUCACGAAGCAUUGUUUCGGCAGACAUAAUUUUUCUACUGCAGAGUCGUUACCCUCUGAAUGACCUCGUCGCACGCACGCUUCGAGUUUGAUACUUAGGGGAGUCCUGCCUUUAACCAGAGGGUGGCGCGCGGCCACAAUCUUUAACAGAGCCUACAACAGCUAGUUCGGUGAAACUCUAGUUGCGCGCUCCCGUCUCCAAACAAUUCCACCCUGAUUUCCUGCUUGCGCGUGAGUUUACCGCUGGAGGUCACAGAACAGGAUUUACGACUGGUCAACAAAAACACGUGACUAUUAGCCGUACCCCAUAUCUGGGAGCCUACGUAAGGGAGCAUUAAGUCUGUGUCUCACUCAUUUCCAUAAUUCAACAUAAAUUGUGCAAGGGUGCAAUAGAAGCUCAAAACCAUCAAGAGAAACAAAUCAAACACACACGGUAUUGUUCUCUCCACAACAGUAGUUAUAGUAAUUAAAAUAAUUAUAAGCUAAUUAUUGUCAACCAAUGAGCUCUUAUUUUAUGAACUCAUUCUGCGAUCGCUAUCCAAAUGGCGCGGACUACCCCUUACAUAACUAUGAAGAUCACAGCUCAAGUGGCCAAUACAGAGAUUCUACGGGCAUGCAUUCGGAUAGGUAUGGCUACAAUGGAAUGGAUCUCAGCACCGGGCGAUCUACCGCCGGACACUUUCUCUCAUCUGGUGAGCGAGCUCAAAACUACACAGACAGUCCAACUGCGACGCCUGUCCGAUACAAUCAAACGGUUACUGCGAGCAGCGUUGAGUCACAAUCGCUUUCCACUGACCCUCUCCCUUGCUCGUCCUUAGCCAAUUCUCCUGUCAGCAAGUCCCCACAUCGCGCCCUGAAAACCUCACUACCGAACACCAGUGGCUCUGCGACCAACAGUGUCGGGGCUUUUCUCGGUCCCGAGGAUAUUUCUAAAGCGUCCAGCACCUUGGAGGAAGAAAAGCCAGCGGGAAGUGCGCAGACCUUACAGAAUGUUUCCGACACGUCGCAGCCACAGAUUUAUCCAUGGAUGCGAAAACUUCAUAUAAGUCAUGACAGUUUGGCCGGACCAGAGGGGAAAAGGGCGAGGACAGCCUACACACGUUACCAGACACUUGAGCUUGAAAAGGAGUUCCACUUCAACCGGUACCUGACACGUCGCCGACGAAUUGAGAUUGCACACACGCUCUGUCUAUCUGAGAGACAAAUCAAAAUAUGGUUUCAAAACCGCAGAAUGAAAUGGAAAAAGGACAACAAAUUUAAGAGCAUGAGUAUGGCAGCUGCUGCUGCCGGAUACCGACCCUGAGAAUGUGUGCAUACUGAAUGUGUGCAUUAAAAUAUAUGUUAGUGCUUGUGUGUGUGUGUGUGUGUGUGUGUGUAUGUGUGUGCGUGCGUGCGUGCGCUCAUAUUUCCUUACCUUUAUGCGUUUGUUCCACAUAACAGAGGGAAUGCAGAUUAUGGGCUUUUCCCAUUUCGUCAAAGACUUGCCAUUGGUCAUGAGACAGGGAACACCCUGUGUUUCGGAUUUGGCCAAAAAUAAAUAAAUAAAUAAAUAAAAACCAAUAAAUAUAUAAAUAAAUAAAAAUAAAUCCUCUCAAUGUUCAUAUGAAAUGUUGCUGUGUUUCGAACUAUUCACUGUCUUAGAAAAAACACCUGAAGGUGUAAAUGAAUUCGUUUUGACGAAAAAUGCUUGACGUUUCUGAAAGAUACAUAAAAGAAAACUUGUAAAAGUGUUAGUUUUGACUCUUACGAAACAAAUAUUUUUGUUGUUGUUUUUAUGUCUUUUGAUGUGUAAAUAUGCAUUUGUAUAUUAUGUAUUUAUUUGAGUUUGAUAUCAAAUGUCAAGUGGAUUUUAUUUUAUUUUGUAGUCAGUCUAAAGUUGUAAUUAUUUGGGCCGUGCUGUAAUGUCAUUAUUGUGUAUAUUGUUAAAAUGGUUCAGUUCAGACUUUUCUGAAUAUAUGUGAGUCGUGGCCUAAUGUUUCUACUUGAAUAUGUGUAUAUGAGUUUGUUUUACGUUUUCAAAUGUUGGACAACAUGUGUUUUACCUUCUCGUGAAUUUUGAAUGAUAACUGGAAUUGAAUGAUACAGAAAACACAAUAUUGCUAACCGUGAAUACAAUGGUCAUGACAAUAAAUUUCUUACUUUAAAUAUUAGGUAUUGUUGUCAUGUUUGCUUCUUGCCUAGUGUUACAUGUCAGUGAUAUAUGUAUAUGUAGAUAAUUAAAUGUGUCACAUGAACAUUUUUGACAAUUAUA
Molecule: messenger RNA, 5222 nt
Organism: Myxocyprinus asiaticus (Chinese sucker)
Lineage: Eukaryota; Metazoa; Chordata; Actinopteri; Cypriniformes; Catostomidae
Product: homeobox protein Hox-A5a-like
Exons: 2
Coding region: 3471-4274 (267 amino acids)
Biological process (GO): anterior/posterior pattern specification; regulation of transcription by RNA polymerase II
Cellular component (GO): nucleus
Molecular function (GO): DNA-binding transcription factor activity, RNA polymerase II-specific; RNA polymerase II cis-regulatory region sequence-specific DNA binding
Source: RefSeq, a predicted model, not a curated record